Callorhinchus milii (elephant shark) is the source of this 3710-nucleotide messenger RNA. RefSeq names its product RAB24, member RAS oncogene family (gene rab24). The transcript has 8 exons. Gene Ontology annotation, molecular function: GTP binding; GTPase activity. Lineage: Eukaryota; Metazoa; Chordata; Chondrichthyes; Chimaeriformes; Callorhinchidae. The coding region runs from base 186 to 797 and encodes 203 amino acids. The record is from RefSeq and is a predicted model, not a curated record.
AUACUUCUGUGACUGGCAGGAAAGUGGAUUGGUGUUAAUUCCAUUGUUGUGGCUGCUGGUGAGUUGCUCUGCAUCGCAUUAACUGCUUGUUACUUGUCCUUUUUGUAGCUCACGUGUUUAACUGCUGUGAAUAGCCUCUGUAUACUGCACCUAACGGCGGACUUGGGACGCCAGUGGUUGCGAGAAUGAGCGGGCAGCGCGUGGAUGUGAAGGUGGUGAUGCUGGGGAAGGAGUUUGUAGGGAAGACCAGCCUGGUGGAGAGAUACGUUCACAAUCGGUUUCUCAAUGGACCCUAUCAGAACACCAUUGGCGCUGCAUUUGUAGCCAAACUCAUUCAUGUUGGCGAGAAAGCGAUCACACUUGGCAUCUGGGACACCGCAGGGUCAGAACGCUACGAGUCCAUGAGUAGAAUCUACUACCGAGGUGCCCGGGCUGCUGUCGUGUGCUUUGAUCUGACUGACAGCAGCAGUUUUGCAAGAGCUAAAUUCUGGGUGAAUGAAGUCCAGAGCUGCGAAGAGCACUGUAAAAUCUAUUUGUGUGGAACAAAGAGUGACCUUGUACAGAGUGAUCGCAGUUUGCGUCAGGUCGAUUACCACGAUGUUCAGGAUUACACAGACGAGAUCAAAGCCAAGUUGUUUGAAACCUCCAGUAAGACUGGCCAAAAUGUUGAUGAACUCUUCCAGGUGGUGGCAGAGGAUUAUGUGAAUGUAACGGCAUUCCAGGUGAUGACAGAAGAUAAAGGUGUGAAUCUGACUGAGAAAAAGAAAUCCUAUUUGUUCAGCUGUUGUCACCAAUAACCAAGCUGCCGGGAUGGAAUUAUAUUGGAUGGAAUUUUAAGAAUAUUUUUACACAACUGGACUGAAACGCCUUCCUCACAAGGUGGCAGGAAUGUCGUGUCAUCGAUCUGUGUGAGUUGGAACAGCUAAUGUGGAUGUUGAGGUCUCCGAGUGACCUGUCCUUGGAUUGAAGUGACUUUUUUUUCGCUGCUGGGUUACCACUAUCAGCACAUCUCCGGACAGGCUGUGAAAUCUAGCCAGACCCCGAUGCACUGUUAUAUUUCUGCUAUUUGUUUUAUUUUUUAGACUAUUGUCGAGGUUUUCUGCAUGAUCAACAUCAUCUUUUGCCUUUAAUUUGGAUUUUGUGAAAAUUAUUCAUUUUUUUGCCUUCAUUUCACAUUUAGAAGCGGCAGCGAGGCCAGGAAUAUUCUCUGAGCCAAGCAGAGAUGUCUUACCCAGAAUAUACCAGCUACGCCUUUGUCACAGUUUUAAAACAAAUGGUUUUGUUAACCUUCCCAGUAGGUGGUAUCACUGCUUAGCCUGAAUGUUGCCUGCGCACUUAGUUUGAUGCCUGAUACUCGGCAGCUGGUUUAGAAGAACACACUGCUCUGUUGUGCUGGUUUGGUACCUGAAUCUGUUCUGAGUGCUUUCAAACAGAAUGUCAGCUUGCAUUCUGAGCCCUUGUUAACGGAAGCCAGGAAGGGAUUCUUUCCAAUCCAUUUCUCAGGAAUUGUGCCCGCUGAAUAGAAUAGCACUGAUUGUCACUAACCAAAGGAUGUCAGGAUCGUAGGUGUGCCCAGGAUGGCAGCUGCAUUGUACAUGGAGCAAUGUUGCUAUAGUGUCCAUUUAGUGGGGACAAUGCUGGUUUUGUAAUAGUUUUGAACCACAAAUGAACCUGAUUCCAUUAGCACCUUAAAGAAACUCAAAUUUGUUCACAUUUGGAGCAUUGUAUUGCCACAGAUAGAGUUUGUGCUUUUCUUGUACUGCAGCUGUCGAAAAGAAAAAUCAUCAUGAAUAUUUGUGUAAGAUUCUGAACUGCACCGCUGUAUAACAAGUUGAAAUCCAGCUCCUGGGAUCAGCUCUUGGAGAUACUAGGCGUUUUGCACAGCAUUUUGAACGAUGUUGAUGGGUUAUUUUAUUUAAGUUAACUUAAUCUGUUUUUAAAAAAGGUGUCCUUGAUGAACUCCCAGUGAUGAUAGACCAGACCCAAGGCUGUUUUCCAAGGACAAGGUUCACUCGUGAUUGAUACCUUCUGCAUUCAUUGUAAUGUUUGCAGGAACAAAUGUAAUCCAAAUCAAUAAAACUUGAAGUGUUUAGAGCAGUGUUGGCCAAACAUUCGCGCUAGUCUAGAUGAGUAUGUUUUAUAUCAUAAUUACCUAGACUUAGGCAUCAAUCAGGAAAUGUUCAAUCAAGAACAUUUAUUUUGUUGACUGACAAACUGUUUCCAUCCCUGGUAUAGAGCUACAUGGUGAAUGCAGUGGUUAGCUGAUGGCUUGCCACUAUCUGAAUGCCAAUGCUCAUUUAAAAUUGACAUUUCUGCCAAGUUACUAUGGUGACUUGAGUGUACUGAGUGGAUGUAUUACAGGUGACAGAAAGAAGGUGAAUGGAGUUGAGAGUGCAAGAAAGAAAAUGAAUGAAAAAUGCAACACAGUUUUAAUACACUGAAAUUGCCACACUAUUUUUACAGUAGUUGCUUUUGGAGGCUCCAGCACAUGUACACUCUACUCUGUUGGUGUUGCCAUUUCUAGUUCCACCCCUUUGUCCAACAUAGGCUUCUUUCCUGUGUAAGAGAAAAUAGAUUUCAGACCGGAUUGAGAAUUGAAUUCCAUUCCUCUUGAUCUCCUGAGAAUGAUUUAAAAAUGUUUAAAGGAAAUUUGCUUCCAUAUUGUUGCUACACUGUUAUUCAGCAAUUCAUUAUCACUGACUGGAAAAAGAGAUAGCAAUGUGCAGUUACACAUUGGAAAAUGCUUUUGACCUUGGGGCAGUUGAUUGCUGCAUAGAAUAAGUUCCCUUGGACUACACCUACCUCCGUGCAUCAUCUGAAGUUGGUGAUGAGUUGAUGUUACUGCUGCAAAUGUUUCAGUUGUCUUCUGAUAUAAAAUCUCCCUCUCACUUUCCAGUGUUUGAUGCUGUGACUAGAUCUUCCAGUCUAUAGCAGCCUUAUGUGUGUCUACUUAAUCACUCUCAACUUUGUCAUAGUCAGUUUCCACUGGUAUCCGAUUCAUGGUUGAUGAAGCUGAUCUUAAGUAAAAACCUAUUUAGCUGAUCUUAAGUUAGAACCUGAAGUUAUCAGCUCCUUUGGUUAUCAAAUUCUAACCAGAUAUUAUAAGAAACAACUAUUUCAAAGUUUAGAGUUCUUUCAACAAGCAAAACAAUCUGUCAAAUGCACUGGAAAUAUAUCAAGAUGACUAUAAAUGAGCGAGGUACUUGCUGGAUGAAUGUAUUUGUGCAAUUAUUCUGCAAUUAUUGCAGUGAAUGCAUCUGUUAUGAAUUACGGAAAACAUGAGCUGGGAUCAGUCACCAUCAUGUAAAAUAAAAGUACAAAAUCCAUGUUCCUUCCUUCCAAAAGGAACAUGGAUUUUGUACUUUUAUUUUACAUGAUGGUAAUUCAUGUUUGCAGUUGACGUCUGCACUUUGUAGGAGUAACACCGGACUGGUUUCCACUACAGAAACUGUACCUCUGAAUAAAGGUGCUUUUUAAAAAAAAUUGCAUGUGCAAAAGACUGCAGUGCAUCAUGGAAACACAAGGUAUUGCACUGGAGCUGAUAUAGCUUGUAAUGCAUUGGUUCUAUGAAUCAACCAAUUGAGCUGGUUAAUUAUAAUCUAGUUACCAGAUGUAAAAACACUACCAUCUGUAUUUAUACUGAUCAUUUGGACUUUUGUUGGGAGAAUUCUGUUUUGGUUUUAAUGGAAAAUAUAAUUGAAUGUAAUGAA